AUGCAUAAUAUUUUAAAAUUAAUAGUGAUUCUUAUUACAGGAUCUUCUGUUACGAGCUACUCGAUCGGCAACUAUGGAAGUAGCGGCAGUUCCUUCGGUGGUUUAGGAAGUAGCCGCAAUAUACUCGGCGGUUCGGGGAGCAGCGGCAGUUCCUUCGGUGGUUUAGGAAGCAGCGGCAGUACAUUCAGUGGUUUUGGAAGUAGCGGCAGUUCUUUCGGUGGUUUAGGAAGUAGCCGCAAUAUUCUCGGUGGUUCGGGGAGCAGCGACAGUUCCUUUGGUGGUUUAGGAAGCAGCGGCAGUUCCUUCGGUAGUUUAGGAAGUAGCGGCGAUACAUUCGGUAGUAUUGGAAGUGGCAGUAGCCCUUUCAAUGGUUUAGGAAGUAGCGGCAAUGCAUUCGGUAGUGUUGAGAGUGGUGGCAAUACAUUAGGUGAUCUAGGAAAAGAAGUCAACUCAUUCAGAAAUCUUGGAAGUGGCAGCAGUCCAUUAGAUACUAUUGGGAAUGAAGGAAUGUCCAUGAGCAAUUUUGGACGUGGACGUGGUGACUUUAGUAAUGUGGAAAAAGGAAUCAACUCAUUUGGAAACCUUGGAGAUGGCAGCAACCCAUUGGGUAAUGUUGGAAUUAGAAUUAGACCAUUUGGUAACAUGGGAGGUGGACGCAAUUCAUUCGGUGACUUGGGGAUAGGGGGAAGUGUGUUUGGUGCUCCUGGACAAGGUUGGAAUUCAUAUCCUGACCUCAUACAGGAUAAAAGUAUAUCCAACAGUGCCAUUACACCAUCCCAACUUAAAGCAAUCAUGCCUCUUAACAAGCAUCCUGAGUACUUGACACACAUAAAUAACGCUCUCGUGGAAGGUAAUAUCAACACGCCCGCCCGUAAAGCUGCUUUUCUUGCUCAAUUGGCACACGAAAGCGGCCAAUUUCGCUACAUGAAAGAAAUAGGCAGUGGUAAAGCAUAUGAAGGUCGAAAGGAUUUGGGCAACAACCAGCCAGGUGACGGAAAACUCUUUAAAGGCCGAGGUCCCAUUCAAUUGACUGGCCGAGCAAAUUAUGCAGCUGCUGGUAAGGAUCUUGACUUAGAUUUAGUGAAUAAUCCAGAGCUGGUUGAGACACCUGAGGUCGGAUUUCGGACUAGUGUGUGGUUUUGGAACAAGCGUCAAUUAAACAAAUUGGCCGAUCGUAAUACCUUGAAAGACUUUCGAAAGAUUACGAAAAAGAUAAAUGGGGGCAAUAAUGGAUCUGCGGAUCGGGAAAAAUACUGGAAACAGGCCAGCAAGGUGUUCAAAGAACAAAAAGAAGAAGAAGAACUUGAACUGUAA
Molecule: messenger RNA, 1314 nt
Organism: Rotaria socialis
Lineage: Eukaryota; Metazoa; Rotifera; Eurotatoria; Philodinida; Philodinidae
Source: the annotation of a GenBank genome assembly